AUGGUUUUUUCGAAUCGUUUUGGACAUCUUGAUAUUCAACGCAAAUCAACAAAAAGUCGAUUUCCUCUACUAAAGCUUCCCAAAAUAGUGCUACUCGAAUGUAUCGAAAACUUGGAUGUAUUGGAAAUGAAAAUUGAUGAUGAGUGGACACUAACGCUACCAGACGCAGAACCCGUGUGCAAUCUGAUCAGAAACGAUGGAAUGAUUGGGUCAAUAUUUGAAAGCUUCGAACUACAUGCAGACAGAAAACUGGAGUUAUGUUUCUGUUUUCAAGUAUGGAAUAAACCAAAUUGA
This is a messenger RNA of Caenorhabditis briggsae, 294 nucleotides long. Bases 1 to 294 code for a protein of 97 amino acids. The record is from RefSeq and is a predicted model, not a curated record. The transcript has 2 exons. Lineage: Eukaryota; Metazoa; Nematoda; Chromadorea; Rhabditida; Rhabditidae.